Dermatophagoides pteronyssinus (European house dust mite) is the source of this 1249-nucleotide messenger RNA. Its product is annotated as very long chain fatty acid elongase AAEL008004-like. Lineage: Eukaryota; Metazoa; Arthropoda; Arachnida; Sarcoptiformes; Pyroglyphidae. The record is from RefSeq and is a predicted model, not a curated record. Gene Ontology annotation, molecular function: fatty acid elongase activity. Gene Ontology annotation, biological process: very long-chain fatty acid biosynthetic process; sphingolipid biosynthetic process; fatty acid elongation, polyunsaturated fatty acid. Gene Ontology annotation, cellular component: endoplasmic reticulum membrane.
CCCUGCAAAUUAAAUUAGAUGAUUUUUGAUGUAAAUUUCACUGUGUGUUGGUGAUGAUUUGGGUCAUCAAACUUUUUUUAAAAUCUUCAAUCAAGAUCAUUUGUUGAAAAGUUUUGUCCGAAGAGAGAGUUAUCAGGUGAUUCAUGUUUUUCAUCGCAAAAAACAAAUUGACGAUUCAAAUCAAUUAAUGUGAAUGUGAAUUUCGAAACCAGAACAACUUUCACCUUGAAUUCUUUGUGUGUGUCAUUGGAUUUACUAAAUUUUCAAUCAACCUAAAAUCAAUCAAUCAACAACAAUAACAAAAAAAAAUCAAAUGGCAACAUCAACAUCAGCACGUAUCAUACCUGUUGAUCAAUCAAUCAAUUAUUGGGAUCGUUAUUGUGAUCCACGUACAGUAAAUUUUUGGCUUAUGUCAAAUGGACCAUGGAAAUUAGCUGGAUUUACUAUUGCAUAUUUGGCUAUUAUUGUAUUUGGACAAAGAUGGAUGCGUAAACGUAAACCAUAUGUAUUACGUACACCAAUGUUAAUAUAUAAUAUUACAAUGGUUAUUAUAAAUGGUUAUUUUCUUUAUGAAUCAUUAUUAUGGUUAAAUUUUGGUCAACGUUUAUUUGAUUUUAAAUUUCCAUCAAUAAAUGAUCGUACAUCGAAUACAAUGCAUAUUAUUAAUAUGUUUUAUUAUUAUCAAUGGACAAAAUUUGUUGAUUAUUUUGAUACAUUUUUUUUCAUAUUAAGAAAAAAAGAUCGUCAAUUAACAGCAUUACAUAUUUAUCAUCAUAUUUCUGUACCGAUUAUUGGUUGGAUUUCAUCAUGGACAAAUCCAACAAUGCCUGUACUUGGUUUAUUUGCAAUGCUGAAUUGUUUUUGUCAUGUAAUAAUGUAUACAUAUUAUGCAUUAUCAUCAUUUGGUGAUAAAAUACAACCAUAUCUUUGGUGGAAACAUUAUAUAACACGUAUACAAUUAACACAAUUUGCUAUUAUUGGUACAUAUGGUUUAAUUUUACAAUUAUUUCAUAUUGGUUAUCCAUUAUUAUAUCGUACAUUACCAAUAUCACAGGCAAUUAUAUUUCUUUAUCUGUUUGGUCAAUUUUAUAUACAAUCAUAUCGCAGUACAAAUCGUAUGAUAAAAACUAAAUGAAAUGAAAUUGGAAUUUUAUUUUUUUUCUUCAAUAUAAUUGUGAUUGACAAUAUUCUUAUUCUUUAACAUUUUGUUUUUCUUGGACUGUCAUUAUUAUUUUUUUUUUGCACUUUC